AUGUCUCAAACAGCCACGCUUACCAAGGCUGAAAAGCCCAUAAGCUACGAUAUCAACAUUCCUUACGUCAGUGUCUCUGAUCACUCCAAGCGAAACGUCAAAUAUCCCGAGUAUUUGCCCACCUGGGACAAGGUGUGGUUCGACCCGCUGCCUCCAUUCGAGUAUCAAGACCCCGCUCUCCGCGUGCAGGACAAGUCUAAGCCCAACUUGCUGUCGUCCGCCACGAAAGUAUCGCAUAUUCAGCCCAGCAUCGGCAGCAUUGUUGAAGGCGUGCAACUAAACAAGCUUUCUGACACUGCCAAGGAUGAGCUCGCGCUGCUCAUAUCCGAGCGCAAAGUGCUUGCGUUUCCCGAUCAGGACCUUAUUGAUGCUGGACCGGAGGAACAGUAUGCCUUCAUGCGCCACUUCGGCAAGCCGAAUUACCAGCCCAUCUCCGGCUCGAUGAAAGGAUAUCCAGGGUUUCAUAUCAUUCACCGCGAUGGCAAUGUGGAUGAGAUCAACCGUUUCCUCGAGCAGCGAACCACCACAACGCUAUGGCACCAAGAUGUGAGCUACGAGAUCCAGCCCCCAGCCUAUGUCAUGCUGGGCCUUCUCCAGGGCCCAGAUGUGGGUGGAGACACUGUCUUUGCCGCCACAGACGCUGCGUAUAAGAGACUGUCUCCCACUUUCCAAGCCUUUAUCGACGGUCUCAAGGCUGUGCAUUCCUCCGCUAAAAUGAUUGCCCACGCCAGACUAACGGGUAGCUUGGUGCGUAAGGAUCCGGUGGAGACUGUGCACCCGCUUGUGCGCGUGCAUCCUGUGACGGGUGAAAAGUGCUUGUUCAUCAAUGGCGAAUUCAUCACCAGAAUCCAGGGACUUAAGGAAGCUGAGUUCCGGGUGCUCCAGGACUUCCUCAUGCAGCAUCUUAUCACAGGCCAUGACUUCCAGGCCCGGGUGCGGUGGCAGCCCCGUACUAUCGUUCUAUUUGACAAUCGGUCGACCAUACACUCUGCCAUUGUCGAUUACAUCGAUGAGGAGCUUGGCGCAAAACCACGUCAUAUCUUCCGGCUUUGCGCGCUCGGUGAGAAGCCUUCCCCAGUAAGCCCUCAAACUGCGUCGACAGAAUAA
This is a messenger RNA of Talaromyces atroroseus, 1107 nucleotides long. RefSeq lists its product as hypothetical. Bases 1 to 1107 code for a protein of 368 amino acids. The record is from RefSeq and is a predicted model, not a curated record. Gene Ontology annotation, cellular component: cytoplasm. NCBI's taxonomy places the organism in Eukaryota, Fungi, Ascomycota, Eurotiomycetes, Eurotiales, Trichocomaceae. Gene Ontology annotation, molecular function: 2-oxoglutarate-dependent dioxygenase activity. The transcript is spliced from 3 exons.